Messenger RNA from Saxophila tyrrhenica, 2094 nucleotides. RefSeq lists its product as uncharacterized. The transcript has a single exon. The coding region runs from base 1 to 2094 and encodes 697 amino acids. The record is from RefSeq and is a predicted model, not a curated record. Lineage: Eukaryota; Fungi; Ascomycota; Dothideomycetes; Mycosphaerellales; Extremaceae.
AUGGUCGCUUUCAAUUCAGUACCAGCCUACACGGCUUCUUUCCUUCUCAGCCUCUACUUCUCCUCAGUCCAGGCGCGUUCACCAGGCGUGUUAGAAGCCAUCGAGCCGCGAGCACCCAAGGCGAACAAUACUGGGCACAGCGGCGACAAGUCCGCGAGCGGUGGAGGGUCCUUCUUCAAGUUCGUGACGAGACCAGACAUCGGCGCUCCCAGAUGGAACAUCAAGAUCUUCGACGAAGAAGCUCUGGCACCUGGAUACUGGUUUUUGGCGCCCUACGCGAACUUGGGACAGGUAUCUUAUCCGCUAUGGAACGGCCCACACAUCUACGACUCCUCGGGAGAGCUCAUCUGGAGCGGCGCGCCCAUGUUCGAUCACCGAAAUACGCACGACUUCAAGACGACUGUGGUGGAUGAUCAGCUUAUGAUGACUUUGAUCAAGACGGACGAUGUGCAUGAGGCGGGCGUAAUCAUGGAUAAUACAUACAACUUCCACAGUAGGGUGGACAUGCGAGGUGCUCUUGCGGAUGCCAACAUGCACGAUUUUACAGUCAGAGACAACGGCAAGCGUGCGCUGUUCAUGACGCAGAAGACCGGCGAGGAUUACGAUGUGGAUAUAGGAGACUACAAGGGACCUUGCAACGUUGGUUGGCAAGGAUUCCGCGAGCUGAACUUGGACAACGGGAUCAAUGUGUUCAAGUGGAACGCUCUGGGUCACAUUCCGCUCAAUGAGAGCACGAAGCUGGAGGCGUCGUUUGAAGAGAUGUGCACGGACAAGAAGGAUGGGUGGGACAUUCUGCACUUCAAUGCGGUGGACAAGUUCGACGAUGGAGAUUACUUGGUCUCCGCCCGGCAUACGGAUACGAUCUACAAGAUCUCACACAAGGACGGCUCGAUCGUGUGGAAGCUCGGUGGCAGGCACAGCGACUUCGAGUUUCCAGACUUCCGGACAAAGUUCACCAGACAGCAUCAUGUCCGCUUCCACAGCCAGAACGAGACUCAUCAGCUAAUCACCCUGAUGAAUAAUGCGGCCGGCCACGGGCACAGCAAGUACGAGAAGCCCAGCAGCGAGUCAUCGUGGGGUCUGUUCCUGGCACUGCGAGUUGAUCAGACCCCGAUGACUGUCGAGCUUGUCGCUCGCUUCCAGCACCCGCUUGGAGAAUUCACAACUUCCCGUGGGAGCGUGUCAAUCUUGCCCAACGACAAUGCGUUUGUAGGCUGGACGUACCGCUCCGUACACUCUGAGCACGCACCAGAUGGAAGGCUACUGAUGUAUGCCGAAGCCAAGCACGAAGCCGCAAACACCUACCGCGCUUACAAACUCCCAUGGGUGGGCAAGCCUUCCGCGCCACCAGAUGUCCACUCCGCUGCGAUGGAUUUUGGCGACCAGGGCAUGAGCACGAUGGUGUACGUGAGCUGGAACGGCGAUACCGAGACCAAGAGCUGGAACCUGCUGCACACCACUCCUUCGGGAGAUGAAGCCGAGCUAAUCGCCACCUCGGCCCGUCAAGGCUUCGAGACCGUGCUAUCCUGGAAGGGAUACGCGAAGUACGUCCAGCUCGUCGCACUGGAUGCCGAAGGUAGCGAGGUUGGGAAGUCGAAAAUCAUCAAGACCAUCCCGCCGCGCUCGCUGGAGACACUGUCCGUAGCGGACGAAGCGAAAUGGCUCGAAGACCACUCCCUAACCGCCGUCAGCGACACCGUAGCCGACUCGCUCAUCCUCAAACGACUUGGCUGGUUCGGCUACCCGAUCGUCGCCUUCACGCUGGGCUUCAUGUGCUGCGCCGUCGCCGUCGCCGCUGGCUACUUCCUCUUCCAGGCUCGUGCUAGGUCGAAGAUGGAGUGGGUGAAGUGGUGGCAGCAUCCGAUGCCUGGGUACAAGUCCGUGUCCGGGAGUGAUGACGAGGAGAAGGAGCAGUGGGAUCUAGAAGACGAUGAAGGGCAUGAGUUGGAGCAGCCGAAGUCGAAGCAUCGGAUUUAUGUCACGAGGCCGUCGGGUGAGGUCGGUAGGCAGGAUGAAGAUCGGUUGGGAAGGGGGGCUGUGAGCGGGAGAGUGCCGUUUGUGAGGCAAGUCACUGGGCCGCUUGUGACUCAGUGA